Populus euphratica (Euphrates poplar) is the source of this 1478-nucleotide messenger RNA. Its product is annotated as probable LRR receptor-like serine/threonine-protein kinase At1g34110. The transcript is spliced from 2 exons. The annotation marks the transcript as partial. Gene Ontology annotation, molecular function: protein binding. NCBI's taxonomy places the organism in Eukaryota, Viridiplantae, Streptophyta, Magnoliopsida, Malpighiales, Salicaceae. The record is from RefSeq and is a predicted model, not a curated record.
AAUUGCCCAUCAAAUUCUCAUUGCUCUCGAUUACUACUUCCAUACCCACUUGGAUAUUAUUAUUAUUAUUUUUAUUUUUUUUUGUGAUCAUGCUGCUGAUAAAGCAUGACAAGUCGUUUCAUAAUCUUUACGUGCUUAUUGUGCUUCUAUUGCUCAUGAAACUUGCUCCUGGGUUCAUUUCUGGAGUGAAAGGGGCAACUUUCGGGUGCAUAGAGAGGGAGAGACAAGCCCUUCUCAAGUUUAAAGAAGACCUUAUUGAUGACUUUGGUAUUCUUUCAACUUGGGGAAGUGAAGAAGAGAAGAGGGAUUGCUGCAAAUGGAGAGGAGUUGGAUGCAACAAUCGAACUGGUCAUGCUACUCGUCUUGAUCUUCACCGGGAGAAUUACGACCAAUAUUUAAGUGGUAAGAUUAGUAAUUCAUUACUGGAAUUGCAGUAUUUGAGUUACCUGAAUCUAAGUGGAGGCAAUUUUCAAGGGAAUAAUUUUCCAUAUUUUAUUGGGUCCCUGAAAAAUCUAAGAUACCUUGAUCUCUCCUCAAUUGAUGUUACUGGAACUCUCUCAAAUCAGCUUUGGAAUCUCUCAAGAUUACCGUAUCUUGAUCUUAGUGGUAAUAAUGAUGUUAAUUUUAAAAGUAUUGACUUCCUCUCUAAUCUUUUUUCUCUUAAAUAUCUUGACUUGAGUGGAGACAACCUCAGUCAAGCUACUGACUGGAUGGAAAUGGUUAACAAGGUCCCUUUUUUAGAAGUCUUACAGUUAAGUGAAUGUGAUCUUUCAAGUAGCAGUCCUCCCUCUCUUUCUUCUACAAAUUCUUCUAAAUCCCUAGCUGUCAUUGAUCUCUCUUACAACCGUAUUGCUUCUUCAACAUUCAAUUGGAUGGCCAACUUUAGUAACAGCCUUGUUGAUCUUCACCUCUCAAAUAACGAAUUACAGGGCUCAAUCCGAGAAGCUUUCGCAAACAUGACUUCUCUCAGGACUCUUGAUCUUUCCUCUAACCAAUUACAAGGAGAUUUGAGUUCAUUUCGGCAGAUGUGCAAUUUAAAUGAACUGUAUAUAAGCGGAAACAAUCUCACUGGAGAGCUGUCUCAGCUGUUUCAAGACGCGCAUGGAUGCGUGGAGAGCUCACUAGAGAUUCUAGAUCUAUAUGGAAAUCAACUUCAUGGUUCAGUGCCUGACAUCACAAGAUUCACCUCCUUGAGAGAGCUUGAUCUCUCUUGGAAUCAACUGAAUGGAUCUUUACCGCAACGAUUUAGUCAACGUUCUGAACUUGUUUCCUUGCACUUGAAUGACAACCAACUCACUGGAUCACUCACGGAUGUUACGAUGCUUUCAUCAUUGAGAGAGUUGUGGAUUGAAAACAAUCGAUUAGAUGGGAAUGUUUCUCAAAGUAUUGGAAGCCUAUCUCAGCUCGAGGAAUUGUUUGUCGGUGGAAAUUCAUUGCAAGGUGUGAUGUCUGAAGCUCACUUUUCAAAUCUCUCCAAA